This is a messenger RNA of Anopheles nili, 8484 nucleotides long. Its product is annotated as microtubule-associated protein futsch. Gene Ontology annotation, molecular function: protein binding. Bases 1 to 8484 code for a protein of 2827 amino acids. The transcript is spliced from 7 exons. The record is from RefSeq and is a predicted model, not a curated record. Lineage: Eukaryota; Metazoa; Arthropoda; Insecta; Diptera; Culicidae.
AUGAUUAUCAGGAGUUCGAGCCUGUUCGGGCUCGACUACCACAUGAUGGCGGUAUUAGUGAUAGCGAUAGCAUUAGUGCUCGUACCGGCGGCCCACAGCGCCCCAAUGUACGAGAGUGAUCAGACCGAGCUGGAAAACUACGGCGAAUCGACCGGCUGCUACUACAACUACAACCACUACGGCGAAGGCGAUCGCAUCAUGACGAACGAACCGUGCCUCAACUGCACCUGUCACGAUCGCAUGCUGAUGUGUUACCUGCGCGUCUGCCCGUUCACGAAGGCGAUCGGGCAGGACUGCACCAUCGAGAAGCGAGAGGACCAGUGCUGUCCGGUGAUCACCUGCCCGGAGGUGGAAGUACAGCUGGUUGACCACCAGACUACGGCAAGUCCGUCGAUGGGCGCUUCCUCGACGGAGGUUGGAGCGUUGGAUCAGUACGGUUGUUCGAUUAGCGGUCGGUUCUACCCGGAGGGAGCUCAAGUGCCAUCAAAUCCACAGAAGCCGUGCGAGUUGUGCUACUGCAUCCGCAACAUGACCACCUGUGUAAUGCAGGAGUGUACGCUGCACAUCGACGGUUGCCAGCCGAUCUACAACAAGGGUGUCUGCUGUCCAGUGAGAUACGAUUGCGAUCACGAUAGGGAUUCAACGCCGUUGUUGGAUGACGAGAGCACCACCACGGUGCGUCCGACACCUGGGUUCAUCCUGACGACCACCGUCUUGCCCUCAAUAUCCACGGACUGCACGCACAACGGUGAGACGUACGCAGAUGGUGCGCUUAUCAUGACGGAGAAACCAUGUGAACAUUGCUACUGCAUGCGUGGAGACAUCGUGUGUGCCGUGCAGGAAUGUGGAACGCCACUAGAGAACGAGGGUAAGAAUUGUACUGCUCUACCACCAGCUGCAGGUCAGUGCUGCCCGGAUAAGUAUAUCUGUGACGGUGGAGCUGCCUCUAUGCAUACAACGACUGCUGCUAGUGUGCCAACACCUGCCGCUGAUGACGCAACGGAGGAGCAGGACGAACAAGAAAAGCAGGAUGAGCAAGAAAAGCUUGAUGAGCAAGAAAAGCUUGAUGAGCAAGACGAACAGGAAGCGGAACCGGUAGCAACUGCGACCCAACCGAGCCUGGAGAGCUCCACCACGCCACAGAAGGAGCAUGAUGGUGGUUUGGAUCAAAAGAUCGACGAUGAUGAAGAUGAAGAUGAUAAGCAGCAGCACGUCGUACCGCAGCUGGAUGACGAUAGCGCGGAAGAUGAUGAAGUCCCGGAGACGGCUGAAGACGUACGUCCGUUGACGACGGCUCGACCAGACCUGGAUGAUGAAGUCGAGAGUGAUCACAUCCCUGGACACGUUGGACCGCACGAACACGAGGACGAUACGCAGAAGGAGACCGGAACGACGCUGGCUGCGAAUGAACCAGCUCCUCUGACGACAGUGAGACCUGCGAUGUCGCAGACCACUUUGGGAGACUCGCUAGAGCAAAGUGAGGCCACUACUGAGCAUGUGCGGGAGGAUGAGUCCAGCAGCGAUGUAACCGUAGCACCAACUCGAGAUGUCGAGCAAGACUCAGGUGAACCACUGCAGGAACAAGACGAUGUCGAAGAAGUCGCAAUGGCAGCUGCCACCACGAAGGCCAGCUUUGAUAAGGCCGACAUGAUCGAGUCGACAACGGUUGCUGAUGAGGAGGUCAGUGAGCCGCAGCCUACAACGACACGUCCUAUGCUAGAACCAAUUGGGAGUGCAGAUGAAAAGGAAAAUGAAAUCGGAGACCAUCACGAAGAUACAAGCGAGUCGGAUCAAACUGAACCCGCUCGGGACGAUGUGCCGGAGACUCAAGAUGAGCAGACUGAGGAGGAUGACGAACAGGAGCCCAGCGCAACCACAGCCGCACCUGAGCAGGAGCAGGAUUCCGGUGAGCCAGAAACGCACACCUAUCUGCCACCAGGUAGUGCAGCGGUACCGGAACAGACUAAACCAGAGAUGAGCUCAGACAAGAAAGAGGCUGCGAACAAGGCUGAUGAUCAACCACCAGCCCCUGUGGAGCAGGACUUCGUUGAGUUGCCUCCGGCGGUCGUCGUCACGGAGUUGCCACCAGUCCCGACCUCAUCAGAUGAGCUGUUCACGACGGAACAGACACCGGAACCACCGAAGGAUGAGAUUCUGCCGAACAUGCCAUUGGAGGCUGACUCGCACGUGCUGCCGGACGCGAUGACGACUGAGCACACGCCAGCGUUUGGUGAUCGUAAGGAAGAUGAGGGUCAACAGCAGCUGGAAGACGAUCGGGAACAGGACGCUCAAAAUGUUCCGGUGAAGGCUGGUAUGGAUGAGCCGGUUGAGAUGAACACCGUGAUUCCGCUGGAGAUGGACGGCCAGAAGGUGCAGCCUGUGGAUAGCGAACCGAGCAAGCAAGAUGAUCACGAGCAUGAUCAGGUGCCUGAGCAUGACCCGCUGGAUCACACUGACGAUGAAGACGAUGACACGCAGAGUGGUGAGGUUCAAGAACACGUAACACCGGCACGUGAGGACACACGACCGGCAGUACCAUCGGACGACGAACAGAGCGAGGUGGAUGAAAGCCCGGAUAAGCUGUUCCCGGAGUCGAUCCCUGGCGAAGGUGAUUGUCUGGUGGAUGGUGUGACGUUUAGCAAUGGUGCUAGUGUACCUCCAAGUGGCAAGUGUCAGGUGGCGUGCCACUGCUCGAACAGCAUCGUACACUGCGAGAUGGUGCGAUGUGAUGCGGCUCCAAGUGACGACUGUGUACCGAAGGCCACUCUGCCAGGUGAAUGCUGCCCGAGCUUCAGCUGUCCGAAGCAACCUCCAGCGACGCUACGCCCAACGGCCGAAUCGACAGAGGCGUCGACUGAGAGUGAAUCCACAAGUGAAGAGGAGCAGCAGUCGGCGGACGUGAGCGAAUCGGAUGUGGCGGACAGUGAUGUCUCAGUUGGUUCGUCAGAAGCGCCAACAACGGCAACGGCUGACUCGCAGUCUACCUCAACGGAUGAGGAACAAGAUGAGGAUGAUGAAGCGAGCAAGCCUUCGGAGGCCGAGAGUGACAGCUGGGAUGUGGAUGACGACGCGUUCAAGCCACUGCGCCCGACAAAGCAACCGAAUUUGGAGGAAAUGCACAUCAACUUCUUCGGUGGCAAUCGCCCAACAACGGCGAGCUAUCCGGAUCCGAUCAUCUUGAGCACGGCAGGUACGACGCUUGCACCGGAACCGACAACCACCAAGGCUGAGUAUGGACAGGAGGCAGCGUACACGACUACCAAGCCAGAGUACGGACAGGAAGCAGCGUACACGACUACGAAGCCAGAGUACGGACAGGAAGCAGCGUACACGACGACACCUGCUGUGGCUGUCACUUCGAAGGGUGAAACCGACAAGGAGGAUGAGAAGGAAACUGUUGGAUCAGAAUAUGCCCCAGAUGUUGCGGAUGAUGAUCAUAAACCAGAACCAGAGCAAGACGAACCGGUAGAGUUGACCACUGCCAAGGUAUUCGAGGAGAGCUCAACGACUCUGUCGUCCAAGGGCUCGGAAGUGAGUGCUCAUGAUGAUCUCGGCAAGCCAGAAUCAGUUCCUGUUGGUGUAGAGCAGGACGAAACCGAGCAGGAUGAGGAAGAAGACGACAAGGAACAGAAACUCGCCACCACUCCGGUCGUUGUCAGUGCCGAUGAGCAGCAGGAAGUCACCGAGCCGUCCCGUGAGGGAACGACUGCUGGUCCGCACGCCGUUGAGAAGGAUGAAGAACAAGACGCUGCUGUUCCUACUACUGUUCGUUCGGUAGAAGAAGGUGUUGGACACGAGCAGCCGCAUCAUGAUGGCGAUGAGGAACAGAAUGAAAUUGCUAGCACGACUGUGCGUGUCGACAAACCUACACCAGUUGCGGAUGAAGAGAAGCUGCCCGCGGCAGAAGUAACAACGUCCCGUACUGAGGAUGAUGAGUCAUCCACUGAGCGAGACGAAGCGGAACAGGUGACAGUGCAAGAUACCAAGCGCAAGACAAGCAUCUCAACCGAGGCUCCGACCACUGUUGCUGACCAGGAUGAGGAACGUGACCAACCAGCUGCUACGACGUCGACGUCGUUCCCUGUCGAGAGUGACCAUGGAGAUGCGGCACAGGACGAAGAGAAGCAAACAUCAGCUCCCGCGUCGAUGGAUGAGUCGGAACAGGCUGGCACGAGUGCUCCAACGAUGCAACCAGAACAUUCGAGUGGGCAGGAUGAAUACCAACCUGCUGCCACCACUCAAGCUACCGUUCCUGAGCGUGACGUAGAGGACGAGGACGGCCAAGCACCUGCUCAGCCCGUCUCUGCGGACGAUGAAAUUGAAGAGCGCCCUACCACGGACUCAGGAGUAACACAAAGUACGACGAUGGUACCGAAGGCAGAAGGGGAUCAAGCUCUUGGAGCUGGUGAUGAGCUGAUCUUCCGCGUCGACGAUGAAGAAGAUAAGAAGCCAAUCGUGAAGCCAACGCUGGAUGAGGUGACACCAUCGAAGGAGGACGUGAAACCGACGCACGAUGAAGUGGCACCAAGCCAGGACGAAAUAAAACCGACGUUCGUCGAGACGAAGCCGUCCAAGGUAGAUGAGGAGUCGGACGAUGACAACCUGAUCAGCCCGAUUGGAGAUGCCGAGCAGGAUGGUGGCCUACACUUCCCGCAGGAGGAUGAUGAAUCAGACCAGGAUUUGCAGCCGAUCUUCAAGCCUACUCUGGAUGAGUCAGAGCAGCACGCAGCCGUUCCGCUGCCGGUGGAAAUUCCGCAGGAAACGAUGCCAUUGGAACCAGUCGAUCAGAUUAAGGAGCACGAUGACGCUCAACAGGGCACUACUGUCGAAAGUGAGCCAACACCGGCAGUGACGAGCGCACCAAGCACGGUUAUGCCGCAGGUACCGGAGCAGGAUCGUGAACAGGUCAGCCCAGCUCAGCAUGAAGACGAACCAGAGAGCAACGAGAUUGAAGCUGACGUCCAAGAAGUCGCUGCUCCGGCGAAGAAACCCGUCCAGGAACCGGUUCCAGUGUACGAUGAGGUAGAAGAGUCGGAACAGCAGACGGUUGCGCCGAGCUCGACGACACACCGAGCUGAACCGACGACAGUUGCACAGGAGUUGGAGAGUGAAAUGCAACCAACGACAGCGGCACCGAUCAGUGACGAUGUACCGGUGAAAGUACAGGACGAACAGAGUGAGAAGGAUGAGUCAGUUGCUGAGGAGCAGCCGGCUACGACAACUCAAUCUGCCGCUGCGGAUGUGACUUCGGCUAUGGAACAAGAUCAGCAGGAGAAGGAACAAGACGAGAAGCCUGAAGAACAGCCAGCACAUGAGGAUGAACGACCAACGACAGCCCGUACACCAGCGGCAGAUGACGCGCAGGAUGAAGAGAGUAACGAUCUCCCCGUUUCGACACCUGUCGCAGAUAAGGCUGCCGAAGAUGAACAAGCGCCGGAACUGAUGCCAGAGCAUGAUGAUGUGAAGGAUGAGGAUGAACAGAAACCGCUGGUUGAACAUGAUGGCGAAGAUGACGACACGCCUGCCGCUACCACGCCUCAGGUGUUCACGCAGCCUGAAAAGCAAGAUGAUAGCGAAACUGACGAGCAGGUACCGGAGUCUGACGAUUUGUCUGAACAGUCUCAGCAGGCGACUACACCGCGUGGUGAGGAUGCCGCAGUCGAGGAGGGUGAUCGCACCACUCCUGCUGCAGCUGCUGACAGCAAGCAAACACCCGCAAUUGUAAUGGAUCGUCAAACAACGCUUGCACCAGUCCAAGACUCGGCAGAGAGCGAUGAUGAUGAAAGUGAUGAGCAGAAGCCGGCCGUGGAUGAUGCGACUCACACUGAUAGCGAAGAGGACGAGCAGGAAGAUACGGAACCUCAAGCCGUAACGACUGUUAAAGUUCCAGUAGCCCACGCUGCUGCCGAUGAUUCAGAUGAGUCGAUGCAAGCUGCUGACGAAACCGCCUCGCCUGUGCCAACUACGGCAGCUCCGUUCGAACAACAGGAGGAUGAUCACAAACCAGAGCAUGACGACACUGAACACGACGAAGACGAACGAACUCCCACGACUAGCGCACCAGCACUGGAACAGGAUGGGCAACAAGUGCAGCAGUUUGAAUCGGACGACAGUGCGGCUCCAGCUGCCCCUAUGGAGGAUGAGGUAGAGUUUGAGCCCGAAGAGCAGUCAUUCACUACGACUGGACCGAAGGUUGCCGAAGAACAGGAUAAACUGUCAACUGCUGCUCCGGAACUGGAUGAGCCCGAGAAGGACGAGUCUGAGAAGGACGAGCCUGAGAAGGACGAGUCUGAGAAGGACGAGUCUGAAAAGGACGACUCUGAAAAGGAGCACUUGAAACCUGAAGCUGACAAAGAAGAGGAAUCUCAUGACGAUGUUCAGAUGACUACCGUUGCCUCGGAAGCCAGUGCUGACGACUCGCACAAAGAACAACCGGCCACCUCUGAAGCGGAUCAACCAGAAGUGGAUGAUGAACUUCCUUCGACCACAUUCGAAACCCCAGUCAGAACGGGAGCUGAAGAGUCUGCGGACGAUAUGGCACCAGCUGAAGAGAAGCCAGCCGAAGAGAAGCCAUUUGACAAGAAGCCAUUCGACGAGGACGUUUAUGAGGAUGUGAGCACAGUUGCGGCACCGAUGGCAACGCAUGAUGAAUCAGGAAAACCCGAAGCAGAUUCUCACGACGACGAACCUACCGCGCAAGAACCUUCAAGCACUGCAGCACCAGUUACUACUGCACCGACGGCUGACGAAGCUGUCGAGCAGGAAAUGGAUCAAGAAGUGAAAGUACCGGCUAUGGAUGCUAAACCGACCGAAGAAGAGGAUCUCCAGGCACCAACAACUGUUGCUGCGGCACCAGCAGAACCAGAGCGAGACCAGGUGACGGAUGGCGAGAAACCACUUCCGGCAGAAGACGAACAGGCGGGUGAUCAGGUGACGACAAGUGCUCCGGAAAGCGACGACGAAAAGUUGCAGCAGCCAGUGAGCACUGACGCACCACAUGUUGCUCAGGAUCCUAGCAAGGACACAGCUACGUCCGAAGAAGAACAGGAUGAUGUAGAGCAGCCACAGACAGAUGACCUGAAUGCCGAUGAUGACUCGUCGGAGGAAGACGACUCUCCGGCCGUCCAGUUCACGACCACAGUGCCACAGAAGGCUGUCACGGUAGAGGACAUCGCUGGCUCGACACCGAAGGAUAUGACUGCCGAGGAAGCAACACCGAAACCAGAGGUGUACACCACACAGGCACCAGCAUCGGACUCGCAGGUAACUGAACAGCACACCACUGUGCGUCAGAAAGACGAAGCUGUUACAACCGAGGCAUCAGCACCCUCAAGUACGGGUGCGGUACAUCUGCAGCCGGAAGAUAAGGUUGGCACAACGAGCGCACCGGUAUCGACACAGGGUGUAGAACAGGAGCAUUCGGAAGCUCCGGAGCUUUCCAGCACAUCUACGGCCUCUACCACGUCCAAGACCACCGUGCAGGAUGAGGAGGAACCAGCACGUGAGACGGCAAAGCCCACGGCAGCACCGGCACAACCGGACGAACAAUCGCAGACCACGGUCGCACCGGUUGUUCUGGACGAUAAACAGGACGAGAAAUUAGACGAGAAGCUGGACGACAAACAGGACGACAAGUCGACCGAGAAGCCUGUAAUUCCAGCUGCCGCUGACGACGACCUGCUGCAGAAGCCGCAGGGUGCACACCACGAGGACUCCGAGGACGAAAGUGAACCGCAGACAGCCGUCAAGCCGACCUUCCCCGACGAUGCCACAUCGGACGGUGAGGAUGACGAUCAGCAGAAGGUCCAGGAACCAGUGAGCGUAAGUGACGAGACUGGUGUCUCAGCGAAGCCUGAUCAGCAGCCAUCACCUCAACCGGAGACGGUAGGACCUUCGUACGGAGCACCAGGACAGCACUACGAUAGCGGUUACGGUCAUAUGCCACCACACUACCCACCAUCCUCGUACGAGGACGACUACGGCGAAGAGGAAGACCCUGCCGCGUUUGGACCUGGCACCUGCCGGUACGGUGGCAAGCUGUACGUGUCGGCGCAGCAGAUCCCGCGCGACGAUCCGUGCGAUUUCUGCUUCUGCUUCCGCAGCGACAUCAUCUGCCUGCAGCAGUCCUGCCCGCCACCGAUCAGCGGUUGUAACGAGGAGCCAAUCUCCGGCUUCUGCUGCCCGCGGUACGAGUGCCCGGUCUCGAUGGCGACGGUGUUGAACGUGACGACGAGCACGACCACGACGACAACUACGCUACCGCCGCACUUCCUGUCACACGCGUACAAGGGUCAUGUGCAGAAGCGUGGCUGUCAGAUUCAGGGCAAGGCGUACAACGUCGGUGAAGCGGUGGCCUCUGCCUCCGGACCUUGCAUGCGAUGCACAUGUGGCGGAGAUGGUCAGAUGCAGUGUGAGCCGAAGGCGUGCAGUCCGGAACCGAUGCUGCAGCAGAUGAUUGCCGUGGCGGCGUCCCGACGAAGAUGA